Molecule: messenger RNA, 1131 nt
Organism: Solanum verrucosum
Lineage: Eukaryota; Viridiplantae; Streptophyta; Magnoliopsida; Solanales; Solanaceae
Product: deacetoxyvindoline 4-hydroxylase-like
Source: RefSeq, a predicted model, not a curated record
AUGGCUGGCUCGAAUAACAGUAGAACUCAGAUAGUUGACAGUUCUGAAUAUGAUAGGAGAAGUGAAGUCCAAGCCUUUGAUGAUUCGAAGGUUGGUGUAAAGGGACUUCUGGAUGCUGGUAUCACCAAGUUACUGCGUAUAUUCUUGAACAACCAGCCUGUGAUUGAAAAGAAAUCAGACUCCGAUGCAGUUACUAAGCUGAGCAUUCCAGUCAUAGAUUUUGAAGGUUUGGGAAAAAGUGCAGCUCAACGCAAUGAUAUUGUUCGAGAAAUAAAGGAUGCUAGUGAAAACUGGGGAUUUUUCCAGAUUAUCCAUCAUGAUAUCCUAAGUGUUAUGGAGAAAGUACUAGAAGGCGUUCGUCAUUUUCAUGAGCAAGAUCCUGAGGUGAAGAAACAAUUCUACUCCCGUGAUGUUACGAGGCAGUUCACCUACAAUACCAAUUAUGAUCUACACAAAGCAUCAACAGCUAACUGGAGGGACACUCUUUACUGUGUCAUGGCUCCUAAUCCUCCCGAUCCCGAAGAAAUUCCAGAGGUUUGCAGAGAUGUUUUGAUCAAAUAUACGGAGUAUGUGAUGAAACUGGGGCUUACUCUAUAUGAGCUACUCUCUGAAGCUUUAGGACUCAACCCAAAUCAUUUGGAAGACAUAGAAUGUGCGGAGGGGCUUUUCUUAGCUGGCCAUUAUUAUCCGGCAUGCCCUGAACCAGAAUUCACUUUAGGCCUUAGCGGCCACACAGAUAGCGGAUUCUUGACUAUUCUAUUACAAGAUCAAAUAGGUGGCCUUCAAGUCUUUCAUGAAAAUAAGUGGGUUGAUGUACCUUUCUUGCCUGGAGCUCUAAUAGUUAACAUUGGAGACUUAAUGCAGUUAAUCACAAAUGAUAAGUUCAACAGUGUUCUUCACCGAGUGCUGGCUAAAAGUGUCGGACCAAGAAUUUCAGUAGCAAGUCUUUUCAGAAUGCAAUUUCAAGAAGGCAGUGAAUCCAGACUAUAUGGGCCAAUCAAGGAGUUGUUAUCAGAGGAAAACCCUCCAAUGUACUGGGAACCAAACAGAAAUGAGUAUGUUGCUUAUCUAUACAACAAAGGGCUCGAGGGAACGUCUUUAUUGUCACAAUAUUUCAAAUUGCAGAAAUAG